Messenger RNA from Planococcus citri (citrus mealybug), 4183 nucleotides. RefSeq lists its product as uncharacterized. NCBI's taxonomy places the organism in Eukaryota, Metazoa, Arthropoda, Insecta, Hemiptera, Pseudococcidae. The record is from RefSeq and is a predicted model, not a curated record. The coding region runs from base 80 to 3625 and encodes 1181 amino acids. The transcript is spliced from 4 exons.
CGUUGUAAUUGAAGUUGAUUCGUGUGACGAAGAUUUUUUUUUUGACGCUGAAAAAUAGCUAUAUUUUUGACUUGAGAAGAUGGCAACAAAGGACGAUAAAACUGAGCAGCCUAAUUGGGAUGAUAGCGACGAAAGUACCGAUUCUGGAAGCGGGUCGGAGUCGGAGGCCACUCACUAUAGAAUUUUCCGAUGCCAGUUGUGUGGCAAGCCUAUAGGUGAGGGACCUAAGAAGAAGAAGACCAGCACGACGGCGUAUGCGGCUACCUGUGGCCACCAAGUUCAUAAAAAAUGUGUCGAGAAGAAGAAUACGCCAGUGCCAGGUGAUUGCGUCGUGGCUGGAUGUCGGAAAAAAGGAAAGUUAGAUCCAGAGACGUGGAGGAAGCUACGCGGAGGAACGACUGAGAUCUCGAAAUGGGACGCAGAAGAAAAAGAUUCGUUGCGAGAGAAGUUGGUCAACGAGAUACGGCAAAAUACGUCGCUGAUUGAAAGAAACGAAGAGCUGCUGCGUUCAUUAAGCGAGUCACCGCGCGCGGAAGCCGAACAAAUCAGAACCGAGCUAAAUUGCGCGAAAACUGAGAUCGAGCAGCUCAGGUUGGAACUUGCUGAAGUACAGCAGAGAGCCGCGACGUUAGAACAGAAUGCCGCUCUGUUACUCGCGAAUGAAGGUCCCAGGGUGUGGUCAGUCGAAGAACUCUCCGAGGAAGCUUUUGCAGCCGAAGUUGAAAGACGGGGUUUCGAGACGUCAUUAGUUAGAAUAAACCGAGAAGAACGCGACCGGCGCUACCGGCAAUUUACGGAAAAAAUCGAAGAAAAUAACAUGAACUUCGACGAGGCGCUGCAAGCGAUAGACCGACAAAGAGUAUUCACGCAGGUCGACAGUGCACGGAUGAUGGUUUUGAUCGACAUCGAUAGAGAGGCGCUGGAUAGAGAAGUGAGAUUAUCCGAAGUAUUGGAUGGUAUCAGCGUUUUACCGUCGUUAGCAGGUACGAAUUUGAGUAACGCUGAAUCGCAAAUAGUGAGUAGCCGGUAUGUGACGCUGGGGAUUUCUUUUUUAGGUAUCGAGUAUCCGACGAUGCAAAGGAUGAUUGAACUCAACAGACGUCUCGAGCAGCUCGAGAUAAGUUACGACGACGUGUUCGACGUGGUCAACGACGAAGCUGAGCGAGCGCAUCUGGAAGCCAGAAAGUCGCUGAAAAAGAAAGAAACUACGAAACCGGCGGCGAAAGCGGUAGUCGAGAAGCCUCAAAAGACCGAAGAGAAACCAUCGAUGUCGAAAGAGAAGCGGUCUUCGGUCCCGAACACACCAGACGUAAACCUGGACGGAAUCGAGACGGACGAAAGAGCAGCGCGAGGUGACCUUGAAGAAAGAAUUCAGAGGAUACUCGACUCGCGUAGCGAAACAGCAGCGGUAAAGACUGAGACGGCCCAGGAUUCCGAAAACGUAGUCAAAAAAUCGGUACUCGAGGCGCGGGUGAAAGAUCAAGAGUGCACGCCAAAUACGACGCAGCAACCACAGCCGCGGUACGCCACGCCGAAUACACCUGCGUCCGAUUCAGCGAGUCGAUCACAGCGUAGUACAAGUGAGUCACGGAGGCGCGAUACGAGCACGGGUGAUUCCUCGUCCAAAAAGACAGAUGUAUCGAGUAGCUCGCGUGGAUCAAGAGUAAGCGGCGUCGAGUCGAUCGAAAAGAAGCGGUCGUCGUCGAGUAGCUCGUCCAGCGAUUCGGACUCAGGUUCGUCCGAGUCAACACCGCCGAAGAAGUCUAAAAAAUCGAAAUUGUCAAGAAAGCGAGCAGCGACAAAACGCAAGUCAACAUCGAAGAGUAAAGCGCCACCGAAGAAGAAAAAAGUUACGGCGACAAAAAAGAAACCGGCGACGAAACAUAAACCGGCGACGACGAAACCGGCGGUCAAGCGUAAACUACCAGUAGCGAAAGACGAGAAGCCGGAAAUGCCGCCUGAAGGAGUGAAAACUCGUAGCCAGACGCGAAGCGAGUCGAAAUUGGUGGAGGAAGGUGAAGUUACCCAGUCGAGUCAAGAGACGCUCGAGCUUGCAGCAAAUGCGAGUGAGUUUGAGGAGCAGCCUGAAUCGAGACCACCACUACCGAACGUACCGGCACCUGAGCAGCCGCCGCCCCCGAGCCCAGAGCGAGUUCUCCAAGACCAGCAGCCUGGUCUAGCGCAGUUAACACCAUGCGAACGGGCGCAGCGCGCCUUUCAAGAACGAGAGCGCGAGUUUAGACGAAACAUGGAAAUAGCGUUGCGACAUCACGAUCGAGAAGCCGCUAGAGUACGUGAAGGAAGAAUGGAUCUCGGACCGAUAGAAGAUUAUUUCGAGCCGCUGGAAAAUUGCCCGCCGCCACCAGCGCCAGUAUGGCUGAUGGCCGAGUUUCGGUACGAGCCGCGCGGCGAGAGAUACGUUCGAGGUAUGUUUUUCCCGGUCACGCGCGACACGAUUCAACAGUCGAUGCAGAGCCGAGGAAUUUUGAUCAACAAUGAUUUAACCGUACGAGACGACUUGUAUUAUCAGAGAGACGGCGGUGCUUGGAUUUUGGGUCGCGUAUACCGUGGAGGCGCUACGUAUUACGUAAUAAACUCGUUCGUCGUCAUCGGAGACGCUCUCGCGCAUGCGGUGGUAAGUGAGGUGAUCUACCAAAACGUAGCGGCGAGAAGAGCUUGGAGCGUACAUCCGCUUGCGGGCUCGCGAAUCCCGACUACCACCAUGUGCAGAAACUUACGGAGUUUGAUCCAACGGGCACCGCAGCGAGUAGUCAUGUCAGCAGGACAGUUUUGUAUGGAGUCGCAAACGUUCGAAAUCGUAACCGAGAGAAUCCUCGAAUUGUGGCGCGCGCUGCAUCGGCGGGGCACGCGACACAUCUUGAUGGUGCCUCCGCUGACGUGGCCGCACUGUCCGGAAAUACGUGUCCGGUUGCGGGAUUUCCUACGGCAGGGACCGACGAGAGCGGAGUUCGAUGGCAGAUACGUAUAUAUGGAGGCAUUAGAAGAAACGAUCGAGAGAUGUCCUCCAGCGACGUUCCGGGGUGAGACGCCGUAUCUAAACGAGCACCAAGCGUCGGAGGCCUUAGUGAGGAUAUUUGAAUAUGCAACGGUCGAGCGGAGAUGGGGAUACGGUCAGUUUCCGCGGGAGCAGGCUCCGCCGCGUCCGGUGGAGCAGCUCCAAGCAAACCAACUUCAACGAAUCGAGGAGAUGUUGAGGCAAGACCGUGCAGCCUUGGCAGAAUACGAAAGAAGGAACGUACGCGAAAGGCUGGAGAGAGAGGUGCACGAACGAGAGCUUAUCGAAAGAGUGCAGCGCCAGAUGAGACAUCUUCCUGGCAUCGAUCGUCAGUUACUGCCCGAGCGAGCCGCGCAGUUGGUCAACGAGGCGAAUCGACAGAUGCCUGAGCCGCCGAAGCAGCCGCAAGCUGGACCGAGUCGCCAGCAGCCGGCGCAAGAAGGAAGACAGUUACAGGUGGCUAUACCACGAGCACCUGGAUUGGCCGGAUUUGGACGAGGUCGCAGCAGGCUGGCGGAGAGACGCGAGCGAAUGCGGUUGGAGGCGCAGGAAGAAAGACAAAACCCUCAGAACGAACAGAACCAGAAUGAUGGCAGAGAAGCACGCUAAAAUGCGGUGAAAAUUUUUCGAAGAGUCGCCUCUGUCUAUUUAGUUUUGUUUUCUCGAUGUAAAAUUUGUCUCACGCGUGAUUCGUCGCAGUAUUACGAGUAGUGAACGAAAGUAGUUCCAAAAAUUGUAAAUUUUUUUUCCUCUGAUGUUGUAUUUUUAUUUUUCUCGAUCGUGGUCUCAAUUUUUUUUAUUGUUGUUUAUUUUCUGAUGUAAUUUGUUACGAGUAAGCUCCUCGAGGAAAAGAGAAUUUUUCGAGUAGAGCAGUUUUGUUUGUAUUUUUUUUAUAUACUAUUGUUUUGUUGUUUUUUUUUGUUUUUACCAUUUGCCAAAUUAAAAGAUGAAGUUUUGUUUAUUGAAUUUUGAGGCGUGCUAAUAAGUAGAGUAUGCCGAAAUGUAAAUAAGUGUGAAUUUUUGUGUGGAUUUGUGCAGGCAAAUGAGUAGCAAUGUUUUUGUGAAUUGUUUUUUGGAAUUAAUUAAGAUCAUUGAGUAGCCAAAUAUACGAGGCGAAAUUAGUUACUUUAUGUGAUAAAAAAAAAAAAAAAUAAAAAUAAAAGCUUA